Branchiostoma belcheri (Belcher's lancelet) is the source of this 1647-nucleotide messenger RNA. RefSeq names its product jmjC domain-containing protein 4-like. Gene Ontology annotation, biological process: positive regulation of translational termination; protein hydroxylation; negative regulation of gene expression. The record is from RefSeq and is a predicted model, not a curated record. Bases 335 to 1561 code for a protein of 408 amino acids. Gene Ontology annotation, molecular function: sequence-specific DNA binding; histone H4R3 demethylase activity. Gene Ontology annotation, cellular component: nucleus; cytoplasm. Lineage: Eukaryota; Metazoa; Chordata; Leptocardii; Amphioxiformes; Branchiostomatidae. The transcript is spliced from 8 exons.
GCCUGUCAUAGCUGUUCCUAUUCCUCCAGCCAGCUGGUGUCCCUGUCCUACACAGCACUAUACAGCCAGCUGGUGGAGUGUGCCUUCUCUACAGCCUGUUCUUGUUCCUAAAGCCACUGGUUUGUCUGUUCUACACUACUUGACCCUCCCCCUCAUAAUGAUUAGCUGCUCCUAAAAUGGUUUGUUUCAGCAUGAAGGUAGAAUUUUUCUACCUCCAUGGUUUCAGCAUAGAGGUAGAAUUUCUACCUCCAUGGUUUCAGUUGGACUUCUAGCUCACUCCAGUAACGUUACAUGUACGUAUAUGUUGACAUGGGACUAGAUGACUGAUACAUAGAUGGAGGGCCAGGAGGGUCCUGUUCUUGAUGAAACUGUCUUGGAUCCAGUCUUGCUGCCGAGGCAAAAGGAAGCUUCAAGCUGCUGCCAAAUAGACUUCAUUUCACAGCCGAUCACAUACCAGGAGUUUUUCCUGCUGUACCUCCAACCCAACCGUCCAUGUUUGUUUGGAGGCCACAUCACCAGCCAGUGGCGCUGCAGAAGAGAAUGGGUGAGCAAGGACGGAAAACCCAACUGGAAUGCUCUAAAACAGUUGUUUGGCAAACUGACUGUUCCAGUGGCUGACUGUAAGAGGGUGGAAUUCCAGGCACAGCCCAAAUGUGACAUGAUACUGGCAGAGUUCUUAGACUAUUGGCAGGACUUGUACACAAGUGAACACACACCCGGCAAGCCUUGUUUAUACCUGAAAGACUGGCAUUUCUGCAGGGCUUGCCCAGACUAUGGUGCAUAUGAGACUCCAGUGUUCUUCCAGUCAGACUGGCUAAAUGAGUUCUGGGAUCUGAGAUACCGUGGUGCAGAUGACUAUCGUUUUGUGUACAUGGGACCAAAGGGCUCAUGGACACCUCUCCAUGCAGAUGUUUUCCACUCCUACAGCUGGUCAGCCAAUAUCUGUGGACGUAAACAGUGGCUGUUCUUCCCACCUGGGCAAGAGGAACAGCUACGUGACACUACUGGAAGUCUUGUGUAUGAUGUAAGAUCAGAGGAACUUCUGAACUCCAAAAGAUAUCCACACUACCACAAGGACACCAGACCCAUGGAAGUCAUUCAAGGCCCUGGGGAGGUUGUGUUUGUGCCCAGUGGCUGGCACCAUCAAGUGUAUAACAUGGAAGACACCAUUUCUAUAAACCACAACUGGGUUAACUGCUGCAAUGUCCACAUGAUGUGGUCCUUCCUGCAGGCUGAGCUGUGCAGGGUGCAGCAGGCCAUCUCAGACUGUACAGAUAUGGAGGACUGGCACGGACAUUGUCAGGUGAUGCUGAAGGCCAGUAGUGGGAUAAACUAUGAGGAGUUUGUGGACUUUCUGGUGUGUAUUGCUGAGAGGAGGCUGCAUGACCUGCAGGUGUGGGACCAGGACGGAUCCAGACAUCACCACCACAGGCUGGACCUGCGCACCCUGUCAUCACUCCUGUCUGUCAUCAUGGCCGACCAGCACUUCACACUCAUGGCUGCAGCAGUACAAGCUCAAGUUGGCUCCCUGAAACAGACACUGGACAAAGUCAAUCCUUAGAAGAAUUGAAAUUUUCUAACAUGGACUCAGAAAAAAAAAAGAGCAGACUUUUGAAAAGAAAUUUAGCCACAGUAAAUUUGAAUGUG